AUCGAUAUCCGAAAUAAAAUAGGCCUUCUCGAGCUCUCUCUCGAGCUCUAUCUGCGAGCUGCCUGCGCUGCUAUGCUAUGCAUGCUGCUGACAAAUUGCUGAUGACGUCAUCAUCAUUGUCAAGGGAAGCUUUCGCUUGGUAACAAGAUUUUUCGUGCAAAGAUUAUGCCUAAACGAUGGUGUUAUAUUUUACUCUGAUGAUGUUACAUGACUGAUCAACCAUGGCAAAUAAGAGAGGAAGAGAACCAUCAGCAGAUGGCACUGAUAUCGACAAAAUUCGUGCAGAAAUCGAGCAAGAGAAACAGAUGAGUCUCAUGCUUGAGAAUUCAAUGCAAGAGCUGGAAACAACUAUGGAGGAAUUGGAAAAGAGAUAUGAUUGUAUUUUGGAUGAAGGUAAUGAAUGGAAAACAAAGUUUGAGACACAGGAAGAAUUCAAUGCUCUUCUUGAAAAGCAGUUUCUCUUUCUCAAAGACAAGCUUGAGAAGGCCAAGGAAAGCGCCAAAGAUGGAUUCAGUGAUGAACUGAAGGCUUUCGAUGAACUCUCAGAGGCAAGCUUACGGAAAAUGGUGAAAGAACUAGAACGAGAGAAAAACAGUCUCAACAGUCAGCUGAAGGACUAUAACUGGAGAUUAGAUCAAGAAUCAAAGGCUUUCCAUAAAGCUAAUGAAGCUAGGAAGAACUUUGUGACAGAGCUAAGGAAUGCUCGGUUAGAAGAAGACAAGUUCAAGCAAAGCCAGAAAAAGGGCAGUAACAUGAGUACCCCAAGAGAUAGUUAUAACAGUACACCUGCGAGCAGAAGACUUGGUAGAAAUGUACCCGACAAUCAGAGGAUCAUUGAUCCACGGAGAGGGCCAAUCAGGAAAACCGCUGCCGUUAAGAAACUCCCUAAAUUGGACACAGCAUGAGAUUGAAAUUAAGGCGAAGGGAAGACCAAGACUAGGGUAAACUAUCCCAAUAUCAUAACCAAGUAGUGCUUGCAAAACCUCAUAAAGUCACUGAAAUCUGGGUUAGUAUUCACAACAAGAAUUAUUGAACGGAUAAUUCUGCCUAGAUUGACUCACUUUCGACCAAAGAAAUUGAGUUCCAAAAAAUUUGACUUAAAAGAGCUGAAAAACAUAUUUGCAAGAUAUGGGCCUGUAACAUAAAGUGUAGUGAUCAAUCAUGGGGCUAAUUUUGAUGAUUGAUCAUACAAAAUAAUAUUAAUGCAAUCAAUUUUUGAAAUCAGCUCCACAAUCAAUAACUAAGCUUUAUAUUACAGGUCCCCGGUCUGAAAAGUGCUUUUACUCAAGGCAAUUAUUUGUUUUACGGAAGGUCGAUGAACACAGACCCAAAUGUAUAUCAUUAGGUUGUGCCAAUUAUGACUUUGGCCUGUCAAGGGUUUAUUAAAGGCAGCUUAAAACCAUGGGGAGAAUAUUUUUUAUAGUACAUUUUAAAUGGUGUUAUGCAUUAACCUGCUAUGUGUUUAUUGUUCAUAAAAUUGUUAUUGGUUCACAAAUCAUGAGUAUAUUUUGAAAGGAAUAUAUUUGUAUAUUGUUGAAAAUUAUUUUGGCGAAACAGUCCAAAAGAUUUCCAAUUCAGGGUUUUUAUGAGAAAAUAAUAUUUGAUUUGAAUUGGAGAAUUAAGUUAUUCCUUGCUGAUACCAUUCUAACCCUAAUAGCAACUCAUAAAGAAAGCAGAAAAUUCAGAGGAGCAGAAAAGUGAUUUUUUUUUAAUGAAGAUUGACACCCCGCCCCCACUAGAAAAAGAAGGAACAGAAAAGAAUAAAACAAAGUUAUCCAUUUUCUCAAGAUUUGUGAUCACAUUGCGAAUUGCAAGUCUUAGCUGUAGUAUGGGCAAAAAGUUAUCUUUUUCUGGCAUGGUCUUAUUGUACAUUUACUUUGUAUUUUGUCCACGACUCAUGUCACAAUUCACAAGCCACAGUUUGCACAGUACAGGCAACAUUUCAAAUACAUGUAUUCAUAACAUCCUUAAUUAUUUUUCACAAAUCUCCUUCUGUGAAAUUUCUACUUUCCUUUAAAUGAAAUAUGUGUCAUAUAUGUACAAGGGUUAGAUUUGUUGCUCAGUCACAUCUCAUUAAUGUCUGUACAGUACAUGAAAUAUAAUUUUCUAUUUGCGUAUGAAUGUGUCAGCCUUGGAAAUUGACUAAUUAUGAUUGUAUCUGAAAUAUUUGAUCUUUUUUUUCAUGUGUAAUUAAUAGAUUAUCUCUAGAUGGAUGGCACUUUACAGCUGCCUAUUAUUAUUAUUAUCUGUUGUGAUCCGUCUUCUUUGAAUGUUUCAUGCAAGUUUGUAUGCAGAUAUAUAGUCGGGCUGUAUUAAAGUAGAUUAGUAUGUCUUGUGUGAAAAAAUAGCUUAUUUUUUCAAUUAUGUUCAUCUCUAAAGAAGCCUUCAUUUAUACACACAUGAUGAAUUGUGCAACCUGUACAGUCAAUAUAAAUAUAGCUUUAAAGGGGAAGUAAACCUUCAAAUAAAACAAGAGGGCUUGCAUGGAAACAGAAAAAAUCAAAGAGUAAGAUAAAAAAAAGUUUGAGAAAAAUCAGACAAAUAAUGAGAAAGUUGUGAGCAUUUGAAUGUUGUUAUCAUUAGAGAUCCUCCGAUUGGCAAUGCGACAAAGAUUUAUGACAUCACAUGUGAACAACUUUCCCUUUGAUGGACUAUAAGAUACAUGUACCCCCAAAAUGUCCCUUUUUGCUUUUACUUAUGGUGAUACAAUCUUUUCAUCCAUAAUGUAUUCCUUGAAAACAUUACAUUCCCUCUUUAAUAUAGAAAGAAUACAUGAUCUACUAAUAAAUGUGAUAGAAGAGGCAGAUUAAGUGAAAUAUAUACAAAAGUAAUGGGAAAGUUGUUCACAUGUGACAUCACUCUUCUUUGUCACAUUGCCAAUGGGAGGUUUGAUCUAAAUUUCAAAUGCUCAUAACUGUCUUAUUAUUUAUUCAAUUUUUCUCAAACUUUUGUUGAUCUGUUUCUUUGAUUUUUCUGUUUUUGCACAAGCUAUAUUAUUCCAAAGGUUCCAUUAUCAUUUAAGCUAGCAGAGAUCGGAAUAAUUACUUAUAAAGGCUCAUUCGGACAUAGCACAUUAAAGCUAGAGCAAAUUAACCAACAUUGCAAGUAUUCAAUAAGUAGCGAAGUGAUGAAGUGAAUUUCAUGUGCAAGUUGCAUAUAUAGGGGGGGCUCUGUGUCAUGUGAUGCACAGUUGUGGCUGUCUCCAGGUGUCACUGAACAUGGAUAAAGGAUUUUAAACAACAGUAAAAUUCAAUGUAUAUUCUUGGUAUAUAUUUCUUCAUCUAUUACAACUCAUUGGAAAAAUGAAGCAAGUUUAAAGGACAAGUCUACCCCAACAAAAAGUUGAUUUGAAUAAAAAGAGAAAAAUCCAACAAGCAUAACACUGAAAAUUUCAUCAAAAUCGGAUGUAAAAUAAGAAAGUUAUAACAUUUUAAAGUUUCGCUUAAUUUCACAAAACAGUUCUAUGCACAUCCUGGUCAAUAUGCAAAUGAGGGGACUGAUGACAACACUCACUAUUUCUUUUGUAUUUCAUUAUAUGAAAUAUGAUUUAUUCCCAUUUUCUCCUCAUUGUCCUUGAAACAAAAGUUUCAUUCCUCCCUGAACACGUGGAAUUACCAUUGCCUUAACAUUUUAUGGUUCAGUCAAGUUGGUCCUUAUCAAAUCUGUAAAAAUUGAAAUAUUCUAUAUUUCAAACAAUAAAAAACAAAAGAAAUAGUGAGGGACAUCAUCGACUCACUCAUUUGCAUGUCAUUGAGUUGUGCAUAUAUAUCUGUUUUGUGAAAAAUAAACGAAACUUUAAAAUAUGUCAUAACUUCUUUAUUUUACAUCCGAUUUUGAUGAAAUUGUCAGCAUUAUGCUUGUUUGAUUUUUUUCUAUUUAUUACAAUCAACAUUUUUCUGAGGUGGACUUGGCCUUUAAAAGGGAAAGUCUACCCAAACAAAUAAUUGAUCUGCAUUAUAAAAGAGAAAAAUGUAAUUAGCUUAGCACUGAAAAUGUCAUCAAAUUGGAUGUAAAAGUAAGUAAUGACAUUUCAAUUUCACAAAUCGAAUUUUUGUUGUUGUGGUCUACCCCUUUAGUUAUAUGAAUGUCAGGAAUUUGCAUGUGAUCAUUUUCUUGUUAACUUCUGUUGCCAUGGCUGUAGGACUGUUCAUACUUGUAUGAAUUGUUUCCUAAGGGACAAACUUUCUAAAAUACAUACAUAUAAAAGGGUAUCUUAUUAAAAUAUUUAUAUUGAAGGUAUAGGAUCUGGUACCUACAAUGUUUUUUUUUUUUGUAAAAAUGUCCGAUAGAAAAGUUUGGGGUUUUUUUUUUUGGGGGGGGGGGCUCUUCCCCCCGCCAACUACAUGUACAUGUACAGUCAUGUCUGUAGCUGUUAUUUACCCGUAGGUUAAAUAAUUUUGUCAUGUGGACUUGAAAAAUGGUAUAUAAAUUAAUGUUUAACAAUUGUACUCAAUAAUUUGGUUCAAGAAGUCAUAUUCAAAAUGCAAGAACAUGAAUUUCAUGUUUAGAAGCAGUGGUGGACCGUUACCCGGAGGAGACAAAGCAUUGGAGGGGCACAGCAUUGUUCACAAACAAUACAGUGCCCCUCCAAUUAUUGUCUCCUCAGGGUCACAGUCCGCCACUGUUUAGAAGAGAGAAGGGAGGAUUAAACCAGUCAUUCCCAAAAUAUGCUGCUCACACGACAGUUUAAAAUUUAACUACUGUAUAUGAUUGCAUAUAAAUUGGUCAUAAAGUGGAGUAUACAAAUUUUGUAGAAUCUCAAGUUAUUUAAGACACAGUAGUCAAGGAAUGAUGUAUGACUGUAGAUAAUGACGUAUGUUUCGAUGCAAUUCUUGUGUGUAGAAAAUAUUACUAUAUGAAAUUGAAGUGCAAUAGCUACAUGUAUCUAUGUAUAUGUAUAAUACGUACAAUAUUCAGUCCUGAAAGGGUUCAUGUACGUGUACUCCAGGCUGAAAAUGAUAUCUUAAUUCUCAAAUAAAUAGAGUAAAAUUCAAUGAGCAAAAUGCUGAAAAUUUCAUUAAAAAUAUAUUUACUGGUAGUCUGUCACGUAUACUUUAUUACCUGAAAUCGUAAUCAUUUCAUACAUACAUGUAUGUAAAACAUGUCUCCCUUCAUAUAAUAAGUUUUAGCAAUGAUCAUCUUGCACAGUAAAUCAGAAGUCCUUCCUAUUUUCACAUUCUUGGAGUACAGAAUUUGAAUAAACAGUUUAAAAUCAAACAAAAAGAUUGAUUGGGAGACGAUUAUGACAUCAGCUUGCUUAUUGCAUAUUUAUAAUUAUAAUCUAUAUAGAGCGUUAUAGCCAUACAUUAAACGCAUAUUUUGGUCUGCAUCAAUUGCCUGUGCAGUAUCAGAGCAUAUCUUUAAAAUGACCGAAAUCCGACGAAUAUCCCAUAGGCUCCUGUACAAGAUUUACCAUUGAGUAUGAGACCAUAUUCAAGUAUAAUGCGCAUGCGCGAAUGUGUGAAAUAUACAACAUGUACAACAAUGAAAGCAAUGCGAUGCGCAGCAUAGAUCACAAUUACACUCAAUGAGUCUUAAUGAAGUACAUGUAAGUCGCAUGUCAAUGACCAAAAUUGAUACUUAAGUGAUGAUGCCAUAAUGUGACAAGUGAUAUGACUUGUUAAAUCAAAUUUCUCCCUUUUUUGUGGGGGGUUGUAUAGAUGAUAAUAAUUAUAUUGGAUGGCUUUAUUUCAUGAAAUACCAGAAAUAUUCCACUUGAUAGGUCAAUAUUCCACUCAUCUGCGAUUUGUGGAAUAUUUUCCCAAACUCUUGGAAUAUUUAUAUAUACCAAAACUUUGGAAUAUGACUACUUCCUCAUCCAAUUUUAAUGAAGUUUUCAGUCUUGUUUAUCUAAAUGUUCAGAUUAUAAUGUUCAGCCUGAUGUACCCCUUUAACACACUGGGUGAUUUCAAGAAUGAUGUUAUGGUAACUAACACCAGGCAAACACCAAACACAGCACCAAACAAGAUGAAGAAAUUGAGGUCUUAAGUCACUGCACCUGCAAUGUACAAGAUGCUGAGCUAGCCAUAAUGUGAUUUGUGUUAUUAUCAUAGGCCCACAUUUGGUGUUAAGAGUAAGAAUCAACAAUGCAAUCAUUGAAACUACCCAGUUUUGUUCAGUAAGAAUGUUUCACGAAACAUCUUGUCAAUUAUUCCUAGACAAUUUUGUUCUGAGCCAAUCAGAUGCAAGGUUUUCAGUAGCUUUUAACGAAUAGUCAUGCUCCUCAGAAAUCCACUCUUGAUUCUCAACAAAUAACUUGUACCACAACUGUGUUUAUAUUUCUAUAGUUGGAAUAAAAAUACUAUCCCCAAAA
Molecule: messenger RNA, 6313 nt
Organism: Lytechinus pictus (painted urchin)
Lineage: Eukaryota; Metazoa; Echinodermata; Echinoidea; Temnopleuroida; Toxopneustidae
Product: coiled-coil domain-containing protein 169-like
Exons: 7
Coding region: 222-905 (227 amino acids)
Source: RefSeq, a predicted model, not a curated record